Molecule: messenger RNA, 1035 nt
Organism: Plasmodium knowlesi strain H
Lineage: Eukaryota; Apicomplexa; Aconoidasida; Haemosporida; Plasmodiidae
Product: SRAP domain-containing protein, putative
Exons: 7
Coding region: 1-1035 (344 amino acids)
Biological process (GO): DNA damage response
Molecular function (GO): single-stranded DNA binding
Source: RefSeq, a predicted model, not a curated record
AUGUGUGUACGAGUAUACUACAAUAUCGAUAUAAACGUUUUGAAAAGAAAGUACAACUGCGAAAAAAUUCUGAACAAUGAAAAAUUUAAGAGAGGAAUGAUAAAUAAGAAAAAUUACAUGCCCAUUAUCUACGAGACCGCUGAAAAUGGAAAAGAAAACCAAGCCCCACAAAAAAUCAAACUAAUUCAAGUUUGCCUGUGGGGCCUACAGCCAUUCAACUACGGAAAAUUCGACAAGGAAGUUCUUUUAAUUAAUGCGCGAGUAGAAAGCCUACAAUGGAAGAAGUCAUUCAAAUUGCUAAUCAAUAAGAAUCGAUGUGCCAUUGUGGUUAACGGCUACUUCGAAUGGAUGGACAUUAAGGGCUCUUCAAAAAAAACCCCAUAUUUUCUAUUUUUUGGAAACGAUGAAAAUUCUUCUGAGGAAGUAACCGACGGAAAAGUAGAGACGAAGAGUGAGGAAUUAACUGUGGAAAAGACGGAAGAAAAGAGCGAAGAAAAGGUUAUCCCUAGAAUAAAGGAAGAGGGAGUGACCACUAGUAUUAGGGUAAAGAAAGAAAUAGAGUUGAACGAAAACAACAAAGGCGAGAUUAAGAAGGAAGAAAAGGAAAAAGAGGAAGUGAAGGAGGAAGAAGAAUCGAUGAUAACAGAUAGGGGCGCUCUAAAAAGGAAAAUAGAAGGAGAGGAAAAGAGUGAGAAGAAAAAAAUCAAAACAGAGUUAUCCAACGAAGCAGAUCGGGAGGAAAAUGACGAAGAGGAGAAGUCCCAUGUAAUAAUUGCAGGCCUUUACAGCAUCUCCAAUAAGGACAAAAACGAUUGUAGAUACACCAUAAUCACAACCGCUAGCGAAAAUUCCGCCCUGAAAGACAUGCAUGACAGAUGCCCUCUCUUGCUGAGCGAAAAAACUCUAAACUUGUGGCUAGACGUGGAAAAAAAAUACGAAGACAUUAUAGAAAGUGUCAAGCAGGAGCAUCGAGUUGUUUCGAACAACUUGAAGUUUAGGGAAGUUAAGAACUGGACUGAUUAUGCAACCAAAUAG